UCCACGCGGCGGCGAUAAAUUCCAACCUCCGCCUCGCUCCUCCUCCUCCUCCUCCGCGCCCAAAUUCUCCAAAUCUCCCCGCGCUCGAAUCCGCCAUGGCGCACGCGUCUCCCUCUCCCAUGGACUGCCACCACCACCGCCGCCAGCUGCUGCUGCGCUCCCCGUCGCGGAGGUCCUCGCCGCCGGGGGCCCCGGUCCACGCCGACGAGCGCCUCCACCACCACCGCUUCCUCCGCCCCGGCGCGCUCGCGCGGCUGCGCGACUCCAAAGUCAUCGCCCGCUCGCUCCGGUCCGCCGCCGCCGCCGCGGCGGUGGCCGUGCCCGCGUCGCCGCCCGCGAACACGCUCCCGCCGUCCUCGCCUCCCCCGACCGCCGCCGCGGCGGCGGGAGAUGGCGCCGGCGUGCCGCAUUUUCUUGGGGCUGUGAGGGGGCCGAGGUACCCGCUCCGGAAGAAGCUGGCCGCGGCCAGGACCGUGGUGUUCCUGCCGCCGCCGCCGACGACGGCGGCGGACGCCGCCGAGGUGUUCAUGGACGCGUUCGCGGUGGCGGCGCCGUCGGAGAUGCUCGCCGCGCACUGACAGACUGAUUCCUCAGGCUGCCUGCUCCACUCUUUGUUUUAGACUUCUUUAGAUCUGUGCAGAUUUGUCUUCUUUCGUUUGUUCUUGAUUUAGGAGUUAAUUUCAGGAGAAAUAACUUCGGAUUUCUUAAAGAUUCUACUUCUUUGUGUGUGUGUAGAUUUUUUAUUUGUAGUUUCGGCAUCUGGAGAUCCUCAGAUCCGAAUUUGUUGUUCUGGUACUAAGAACAGAGCUAGUAUUCAGAUUUUAA
Molecule: messenger RNA, 825 nt
Organism: Oryza sativa Japonica Group (Japanese rice)
Lineage: Eukaryota; Viridiplantae; Streptophyta; Magnoliopsida; Poales; Poaceae
Source: RefSeq, a predicted model, not a curated record